AUGCUCUGUUUUCCCAUUUACGCCGGCGCCGCCGUCGCCAUCAUCGCGAUCACCGCUGCAGCGCAAGAUUACGCCAACUGCAGCCGGCUGUUCGAAUGCGGCCGCGUCCGAAUCGGUUACCCUUUCUCGGGGCUGAACCGCCCUGCCUAUUGCGGCCGCCCGGCGUUCAAUCUCAAUUGCAGCGGCGGCAUAGUUCCAACGAUUGCCAUCUCAGGCCAACGCCACAAAAUUCUCGACAUCGACGAGCCGUCUCGGACCCUAACCGUCCUCCGGAGCGACUACAGGGGAAUUCUCUGCUCCGACGACGAUCCCGGGAACGCCACCGUGGACCCGGUCCCGUUCGAUUUCACGCCGGACACUCAAUUCUUGGCGGUGUACCGUGGCUGCCCGCCGCCGGAGUACGGGACGCAGCUGCCGGCGAGCUUGGGCGAGCUCAAUUGCGGCCGCGAUGGGCGCGAGGGUUACUACCUGUUGAGCGAGGACAUGCUCGGGGGAUUCGAGGGCUCCGUCAGGAAAUUGUUGGGGUCGUGCGUGAAUCGGGUUAUGGUCCCUGUGAAUCGGACGAAGCUGGAGAGAUCGCCGCCGGCGUCGGCGAAGAGGCUGCCGGCGGCGAUUUACCAAGGUUAUGGGCUGCGGUGGACGGGGGGUUACGUUAGUGCUUGUGCCGAAUGUGUGAAGUCCGGUGGGGAGUGCGGUUCCAAUGAGACGGCGUCGGGUUCGUUCGCUUGCUAUUGCUCCGGUGAGGCUUACGCCGCCGGAUGUUUGGUCGGUGGCAGUGGUUUGCCGCCGGGAAAUGCGUUCGAUAAAACCGAAGCGAAGAAAAGGGUUUUGCUGAGAAUAUUGCUCCCAAUUGCUGCCAUCAUUACUCUGUCCCUCACCGCCAUCGCUAUGUUUCAUCACUUCCGAAGCAGAGGAUUGAAGAAACAGAGCAGUAAAAACUUAUCUCUCCUUCCCAAGCCACCAGAAUUCAACAAACUGCAGUCAUCCAAAUUGUCACCAUUCAACGUCGAGUCUCCUCCAAAUCUACAAUCAUUCACCUUCUCCGAAAUCAAAGCAGCGACUAACGACUUCUCCACUGACAACUUGCUCGGAUCUGGUGGGUUCGGCCAUGUCUACAAGUGUGUGUUCCCUGGAGGUGAGGAAAUGGCGGUGAAACGGCUCUCGAAAUCGUCGACUCAGGGGCUCCUGGAGUUCACGAACGAGGUUUCGCUCACCGUGAGGCUUCAGCAUGUGAACCUGGUAAGGGUCGUGGGGUUCUGCACUGAGUAUGAAGAGAAGAUGCUGGUGUACGAGUUCAUGGCCAACAGAAGCUUGGACAUUUACCUCUUCGAUCCAGUGAAAAAAUUGAGCCUGGAUUGGAACACUAGGGUUAGGAUCAUCGAAGGAGUGACUCAAGGACUUUUGUACCUCCAGGAGUACUCCAACUUCACCAUUAUUCACAGGGAUAUAAAGGCCAACAAUGUUCUUCUGGAUGAUGGGAUGAAUCCGAAGAUUUCAGAUUUCGGGAUUGCAAAAUUGUUCGGGAAAGAUCUGGACGAAGCAAACACCAACACGAUUGUCGGAACCUAUGGAUACGUUCCUCCUGAAUACGUGAAGCAUGGGAUAUAUUCAAUGAAAUACGACGUCUACAGCUUCGGGGUUUUGCUCUUGCAAAUCAUUAGCGGCAAAAGGACCCAAUGUUACUAUGGUACAGAAGAAGACAUGCACCUGUUAGACCAUGCUUACGAUUCAUGGAGAAGAGGGGAAGGAAUGGAAUUUUGUGACCCUUUAUUGGAUGAUUCAUCUUCACAAUGUAAGAUGAUAAACUGUCUGCAAGUAGCACUGUUGUGUAUUCAGGAAGAUCCCGAUGACAGGCCAACAAUGUUGGAAGUAUCAUCUAUUUUGAAGAACGGUGCUCGGAGAAUGGAUGUCCCCAAGGUACCUGCAUUUUCUGUGAGAAGGGAAAUGAUGUCUGCCAUGAAUUCUAGAUGCCAGCAAGAAAUGUUUACGUAUAAUAUUUCUGACAUCUCUUCAGUAGAACCCCGUUGAUACAACACAAAUUGUGUUGUAGAGCUAGACAAAGACAUUGUCAUUUCCAAGAUGCAGGAUUCCAUCAACUUGGACAUUGUAACUCGGGAUGGAAAAUAUUGUAGGGAGGGAGAAGAUUAUCUCCGACGUUCAUCAAGGAAGAGUAUGAGUGAUCGAGAAAUCAUUCAACGUCCAAACAAGGCUCAACGUGCCAAUGCCUCGCGAAGGAAGGCAAAACUUCAAUACACAAGGCAAAGCAAAAACGGACACAACAAAUCCCCCCCCUAACAAAACACAAGAGAGGCACACAAAUAUUGUGAUUAUUGUUCAAUGUGUAAUCAUUGAAAAGGUUGAAGAAGUCACACAAGUCCGC
This is a messenger RNA of Linum tenue, 2380 nucleotides long. The record is from the annotation of a GenBank genome assembly. Lineage: Eukaryota; Viridiplantae; Streptophyta; Magnoliopsida; Malpighiales; Linaceae.